Messenger RNA from Salvia splendens (bonfire salvia), 1142 nucleotides. RefSeq names its product TATA-box-binding protein 2. Gene Ontology annotation, molecular function: DNA binding. Lineage: Eukaryota; Viridiplantae; Streptophyta; Magnoliopsida; Lamiales; Lamiaceae. The record is from RefSeq and is a predicted model, not a curated record. Gene Ontology annotation, biological process: DNA-templated transcription initiation. The transcript is spliced from 10 exons. Bases 140 to 910 code for a protein of 256 amino acids.
AUAUAAAACCCUUCUGUUCGAAUUCUAGGCGCUCUUAUUCCAAAUCAUCUCUUCCCAUCAACGAUUCCAUAAAAACCCUACGUCCACACCCUUCAAGUAUUGUGGAUCCUGUGCAAAAUUGGAUAGAGCAAGUGAUUUGAUGGAAUACCAUCAAGUUCUGGAAGGGAGCCAACCAGUUGAUCUGUCCAGGCAUCCCUCCGGAAUUGUUCCAACUCUCCAGAAUAUUGUCUCUACUGUCAAUUUGGACUGCAAAUUAGAUCUUAAAUCUAUAGCAUUACAGGCUCGUAAUGCAGAAUACAAUCCCAAGCGUUUUGCUGCUGUGAUUAUGAGGAUUCGAGAACCAAAAACUACAGCACUAAUAUUUGCAUCUGGAAAGAUGGUGUGUACAGGAGCCAAGAACGAAGCACAAUCCAAAUUGGCUGCCCGUAAGUAUGCUAGAGUAAUUCAGAAGCUUGGCUUCCCUGCUAAAUUCAAGGAUUUCAAAAUUCAGAACAUAGUUGGAUCAUGUGAUGUAAAAUUUCCCAUUCGACUUGAAGGGCUGGCCCUUGCUCACCGUGCCUUUUCCAGUUAUGAGCCGGAGCUGUUCCCUGGAUUAAUCUAUCGAAUGAAACAACCUAAGAUUGUGCUGCUCAUUUUUGUCUCUGGGAAGAUUGUCCUUACUGGAGCUAAGGUUAGAGAUGAGACUUAUGCUGCCUUUGAGAAUAUAUACCCUGUUCUCACAGGAUUCCGGAAAGUUCCGCAAUGGUAUGGCAACGUGGUGUUGUGUGCAUCAGUUUUUAUUACUAUAGCAGUAAUUUUGUUUAUUUGCACUGAUUAUCUUGAUGAAUGGAUUUACAUGUGCCUUAGAAGCCCCUCCUGUUCACGUGUAAUGGGCAUUAGUUCCCUUGUCAUGGAAGUUGAUCUGGCAUAGAUUAUUCAAGAUGUUGGAUGAAGAGCUCAAGUAGCUGGGAUUCAAUUGUAAAUAUGCUUAGGGGAUUAGACUGGCUGGUUGGUAGUGUUCCAGGUAGAAUGAAGGCACUCUGCCUUUUUUUGUUGAACUGUCAGUGCACCACAUUCAAUGUGUACUCAUUUUUGAACCGUUGUUUCUUUACAUUCAAGACAAGUGAAUGGGUUUCUACAUUAAUUAAGUGCGCCUUUUUUUC